AACGACGUUUAGUAAUACGAGCCCACAAGCUGGGAUCGUAGAUAAUUCUUACCUUGGUGGAAAUUGUAAAUCCAACCGUUCGAGCAACAACAGGAACUCCAUAAAAAGAAUUGUCAUCACUUAUUAAAUUAGGUUGUUAUUCAUCAGAGCAAGUGUGUUUUGUUGAAUAUGCUGCUUCAUCUGGUGCUUUUGGCGUUAGUCGCUGUCGGCACGAGUACGGCCGGUGGUAAAAAAUACGCCCUUUCCUCCAAAUUUAUCGAGGAAAUCAACACGAAAGCCACAACAUGGCGCGCCGGUCCUAACUUCCAUCCGGAUACGUCUCUCACAUACAUCCGUGGUCUGAUGGGUGUGCAUCCGGAUGCGGAUAAAUUCCGUGAACCCGAAUUACUUCACGAGCUGGAUGACGGAGACGAUCUGCCGGAAAGCUUCGACUCGCGCCAGCAAUGGUCCAAUUGUCCGACGAUUCGUGAAAUUCGCGAUCAAGGUUCGUGUGGCUCUUGCUGGGCUUUCGGCGCCGUAGAGGCUAUGUCUGAUCGUGUUUGUAUCGCAUCGGGCGGCAAGGUUCAUUUCCGCUUUUCGGCCGAAGACCUCGUUUCCUGCUGCCACACCUGUGGCUUCGGAUGUAACGGCGGGUUCCCCGGUGCUGCCUGGAGCUACUGGGUGCGCAAAGGACUGGUCAGCGGUGGGCCUUUCGGAUCGAAUUUGGGUUGCCAACCGUAUGCGAUUGCACCGUGCGAACAUCACGUCAACGGAACGCGUCCAUCUUGCGAAGGCGAAGGUGGAAAGACGCCAAAGUGCGUCAAAAAGUGCCAAGAGAGCUACAAUGUGCCCUACGCAAAAGACAAGCGAUUCGGGGCGUCCUCGUAUUCUAUCGCUCGCCAUGAAGCUCAAAUUCAGAAGGAAAUCAUGACGCACGGCCCCGUGGAAGGAGCGUUCACCGUUUACGAAGAUUUGCUACACUACAAGGAUGGAGUGUAUCAGCAUGUGACGGGAAAAAUGCUCGGAGGCCAUGCUAUCCGCAUUUUGGGAUGGGGAGUCGAGAAUGGCACCAAAUACUGGCUUAUUGCUAACUCCUGGAACAGCGAUUGGGGAGAUAACGGAUUCUUCAAGAUUCUGCGUGGUUCAGACCAUCUCGGUAUCGAAAGCUCGAUUUCGGCCGGCCUGCCAAAGCUGUGAAUCUGGGUUGAGCGUUUGAAAUUCACAUUCCAAAAAACACGGAUAUUAGCGGGUUUCGCUCGAAAAGGCUGAUUUUGCUGUAGAAAAUGCUAGAUUGUCAAAGGUUCAAUAAAGCCAGUCCCCCUGUCAUAUCUUCUCGAAACCCUAGAAUGAA
This is a messenger RNA of Anopheles nili, 1330 nucleotides long. It is a transcript of the gene CtsB, whose product is annotated as cathepsin B. Gene Ontology annotation, cellular component: lysosome. The transcript is spliced from 2 exons. NCBI's taxonomy places the organism in Eukaryota, Metazoa, Arthropoda, Insecta, Diptera, Culicidae. The record is from RefSeq and is a predicted model, not a curated record. Gene Ontology annotation, biological process: regulation of catalytic activity. Gene Ontology annotation, molecular function: cysteine-type endopeptidase activity. Bases 169 to 1176 code for a protein of 335 amino acids.